This is a messenger RNA of Phytophthora sojae, 1209 nucleotides long. RefSeq lists its product as hypothetical. The annotation marks the transcript as partial. Lineage: Eukaryota; Oomycota; Peronosporomycetes; Peronosporales; Peronosporaceae. The record is from RefSeq and is a predicted model, not a curated record. The transcript is spliced from 2 exons.
AUUCAGAACGGGGAGUUUGCUUGUUUCUUCGAUUUCCACAGCAAACUCACAUUCGGUAAGAAGCGCUCGGAUUAUGGCAAGCUGAAGCAGUGCAUUGGUCAGGUACCAGUAUUCGGAUUCAACUCUGGACGCUACGACAUCAACCUUAUCAAGGCGGACCUGUUUGCAGUCAUCGGUACUGACAACAUCACAUCAGUCAUCAAGAACCCUAGCUACAUGUGCAUCGCCACGUCAGACAUGAAAAUGCUUGACAUUAGCAACUAUGGUCCGGCAGGCACCAGCUAUGCAAAGUACUUGUCGACAUAUCUCGGUGAGUGCAAGUGUGAUGACAAGAUUCGAUGCGUCUGUGGCCUAGGAAAAGGCAUCUUCCCGUACGAGUACAUUACUUCAUUUGACUUACUCAGUCAGCCGGAAGUCCCUCCUAAGUCGGCGUUCGACAGUGCUCUUCGUAGCACUAGCAUCAGCGAUGAGGACUAUGUGCGGGUACAGUUCGUCUGGGAACACUAUGGCAUGAAGUCAAUCAAGGAUCUACUCAUUUGGUACAACAACCUCGGUGUAGUACCCUUCAUCAAGGCCAUCAAAGCCCAGCGAGAACUAUUCAAACGUUUCGAACUUGAUAUGUUCACUGAUGCUGAUACUGCCUCGGCUGGCCGAAUCAAUAACAAGCUCGGACACAUCGAUGGUAAUAUCUUGAUCAGCUGUGUGGGAUGCAACGUUGCUCGCAAGAACAUGUCGCUAAAGGGCUUCCGCCACACGAAGCUACUUGAAUUCAACUCAGACAGGUUGGUGUACAGUAUCGAUAGAGAGGAGAAGGACAUCUACACCAAGAUGAAGGCGAACAUUGCUGGUGGUCCUUCUAUCAUCUUCAACAGAUACGCGAAACGCAACGAUACCAAGAUUCGAGGGGGUAGGAUCUGCAAAAAGAUCAUCGGCUACGAUGCUAAUGCUCUGUAUUUGUGGGCUCUUGGUAAUGAGAUGCCAUGUGGACGGUUAACUACCAUCGAAGCAUGCACAGGGAUCGUCGAUGAUAUUGUAAAUGACAAGAUCUCUGGCUUCAUCGAGUGUGAUAUCCGUACACCAGAGCACCUCAAACCCUACUUCAGUGAAAUGAUCCCAAAUUUCAAGAACACCCUUAUAGACUGCAGCGAUCGGAGUGUCAUCGGUCAGCACAUGUUCGAGUACAACGAGGAGCGCAAGCAAAGCCGAGCA